Molecule: messenger RNA, 1205 nt
Organism: Schistosoma spindalis
Lineage: Eukaryota; Metazoa; Platyhelminthes; Trematoda; Strigeidida; Schistosomatidae
Source: the annotation of a GenBank genome assembly
AUGAGGAAGGGUUCACUAAUUAUGACAACACCAAUUCUACCUCGAGCAACUAUGACUCCGCAUAUGAAUCAUGUUAGAAUAAAUGGCUCAGACCAUGGAGUGCUUAAUACGUCAUACAGCUUAUCUGCUAUACAAAAAAUCCCUUUACUCUACAAUGGUACAUCAUAUAAGGAGAAUUCGCCUACAAACUACAUUCCGACAAAUUCAUUACCAGGUACUUUCAGAAAGAAUGGAAUGCAAAACCUAAGAAACAAUAGUAUACCACAACAACAAUUUGGCGGAUUAAUGCAACCUCAAACUUUAGAUAUGGAGAAUACCAAUCUAACAACAUUUCCUAUGAUUGACGACACAAAUAAGUUUGUUAAUUUCACACCGACGUACAUUCGAGCUCCAUCACUUAAUACUCCUUCACCAAAUCUGAAUCGUGACGUUGUGAACAAUUAUGGAUACUCACCACAGACUCCGGUACGUCAUUUUGGACAAGGUGAAAUUCACUCAUUUCCACAGUAUUUAAUACGAAUGCAGCAUCCACAUGUCAUAUACGACGAUGUUGCUGGAGGAACAUCAAGUAUCGUGGGGUCAUUGGGUCAUAGCCCAAAUGGUAGCAUUAUAGACACUACAAGUUUGCAAACUCAUUUAGCUCAACUUCAAAAUAUCAAUGUAGCGAGACAAAACAAUAUAUUACAACCAACUAAUUCAAGUUUCUCUAAUCUCAUGAACCUAUCCCCGGACUCUAAUAUUCAAGGUCAUUAUAUAUCACUCCAACCCUCAAUAAGUCAUAAAUUAGCAGAUGAUAAGAUUACAACUUCGGUUACUUCAUCAGUUCCAGUAUCAGUAUCUACAUCAACUUCACCUAAUUACUCAGGUCAAACCCAGUCAGAUACAUCUGUUAUCCCAAGUGUUUCCUCGUCAACAACUGGAAGUUCAACUAAUUCGCAACAAACAGUAACAUUACAAAAUUCAAAUAAUCAGGUUAUCAAAGGUAUAGAAAAAGUGACGUUGACCCAAGCUGACACACCAUUAAAUACUAAUAUAUCAAAUAUAAAUCCACCUUCGACAUCUUCCCCAUCAAUUAGUUGACUUGUGGCAAAUACGACAAACAACUGAUUCUUACUCACUUGGAUUUAACAAUAACUAAAACAUAAAAAACAACCACUCAUCUUUAGUGAUAUUAAUUGAGAAAUUUUCUGUACAAUACAAGCUAG